GGUUGAAUUUUAAAGUCACUUCACUUCAAAGUGUAUCAACUAACAAUUGAAAUAUCUCAACAAGUGUACAAAUCAAUCUCAUAGUGUGCUGAAAAUUUGUUUACAAAGAAAGCAUAUCAACAUAUAAAGUUAUAAAAUUUUGUUUUUGAAUCAACGUUAAAAAAAUCAAUUUUGCUCAAGUUUUAUAUUCAACUCAACUUUAAAAUGAACAAGCAAUUGUUAUUCGCUUUGUUUGUCUCUUCACUUCUUUUAUGCUGCCAAGUUGUUCGAGCUGAAGAGGAAUUUGAAGACGAUGCUGAGGAAGCCUUUGAUGGUGAUGACCAGGUUUUAGAGAGGGAAAGACGAGAUGUCACAGCUGAUUUAGAAGGAGCAGAAAGUGGUAUCGGCGGUGGUGCUGGUGGUGGAUUAGUAGGAUACAAAGGUGGAAAGGCCGGUGGUGCUGCUGCUGGAUUCAAAGCUGGAAAAGCUGGAAAGGCCGGUUACGCAGCCGGAGCUAAGGGUGCAAAGGGUGGUGCUGCCUAUGGAGCUGCAGGUGCAGCCGGUGGAAAGAAAGGUGCAGCCGUGAAGAAGGGAUUCGCUGCUGGAGCUUUCGGCAAGAAAUUCGGUAAAAAGGGAGGUUUCGUCAAAGCCGGAGGUGCUGGUUACAACAAGAAAAUCGGAGUAAUCAAGAAGUUCGGUGUUAGCCAAGGCUUCAAAUUCGGUAAGGCUGCUGGUUAUGGUGCAGCUGGUGGUGCUGUCGGAGGCAAAGCAGCCAAGGGUGGUUUCGCUGCUGCUGGAGGAGCUGCUGGAUUCAAGAAGGGCGCUGUUGGUGGAAAGAAAGGAUUUGCUGCUGGAGCCGCUGGUUCAGCUGGUGGUAAAGCAGGAGCUGCUGGUGCUGCUGGAUUCAAGAAGGCUGCUGGAGCUGCUGGUGGAGCUGGUGUCAAAAAGAUCGGAGGUGGAGCCGGUGGACUUUUCGGUCGAUAAGCUGAAGCCAAUGAUAUAUAUGCUCAUAAUUUGGACAAUUUUAGCUGACUAUAAUGUAAUGAAGCUCGGUAAAGGUUGAAAAUGAAGGUAAAGUCAUUGAAUGGUGAAACCAUUACAAACAACUUUACAUUUCCAGCCUUGUUACCUUUCUAUUUUCGUAACCAACUGUUAACAUUUUUAAGUAAAUAUGAAAUUAAGAAGUGUUCCGCCAAACGUCAAAAAUAGAUUUUGAAUAGAUAAUUAGCCUCAACCAGAAAACAUUUGUAUAUCCGCUUUCAAUUGAUCUGAUGAAUGUAAAUUAAUCCUUUACUUUAAACUAA
Tetranychus urticae (two-spotted spider mite) is the source of this 1283-nucleotide messenger RNA. RefSeq lists its product as uncharacterized. Lineage: Eukaryota; Metazoa; Arthropoda; Arachnida; Trombidiformes; Tetranychidae. The record is from RefSeq and is a predicted model, not a curated record.